Molecule: messenger RNA, 1890 nt
Organism: Lodderomyces elongisporus
Lineage: Eukaryota; Fungi; Ascomycota; Pichiomycetes; Serinales; Debaryomycetaceae
Product: Rab GTPase-activating protein
Exons: 1
Coding region: 1-1890 (629 amino acids)
Source: RefSeq, a predicted model, not a curated record
AUGCCGAGACAAUUCACGAAAGAAACCACACCGACAAACUUGGGAGACACCAAUAUUGAGAAUAGACACCUCGACCCACUGGCGAAUUUGCAUCGAAGGGAUAAUUCCAAUUAUUCCGGAAACUUUUCUUUUCUAGACAUUUACUGUGCAGAAAGCCCUAAUAGAACCACAAAUGAAAACCUCCAAAUUGAUGAGCAAGAUCCCCUUUUCGUGGGAGAAGAAGAAAAAGAAGAAGGUAAAGGUAAAGGAGAAGGAGAAGGAGAAGGAGAGGGACAAGGAGAAGAAAUCAGGGUGGGUUCCAAUUUAGUAAAAAGUCUAGACGAUUCAUGUACUUUGAGUAAUCAAAAGGAGAACUACAUUGAUGACGACAACAUGGAUUUCAACAAUUCUUCAAAAAACUAUGGGAGGUUCUCACAAAACUAUAAUCUGCUUGGAAGUACCUUCUACGUGAAACCAACUUCAAACUACCUGGAUAUAAAAAUAUUAAGAUCGAAAUUCGAUCGAUACGGAUUCAAGAAAUCCUCAUCACAAAGCAGCACAACAAUCGAAGAGUAUAAUAAAUGGUUUAAAGAAUACCUGGAAGACGCGUCACGAAAGAAAAAGAAGUGGGAGUUAUUCUUAGCUUCAAAUGGCCUUAGUGUGAGUACAAAAAAUUCCCGCGACCUAGCAUCUCCUGAAAGUUCAUUUUCAGAAAACAUCCCCACGCGGUUCCCGCCUAGGUCCGAGAAAGUCAAAAAGUUGAUUCGAAGAGGUAUACCUCCAGAAUGGAGAGGAAAUGCAUGGUUCUUUUACGCUGGGGGACACGAAAAACUAAAUAAACAUCCAGGACUCUAUGAUCGAAUUGUUAAUGAAACCAAGAAUGUCAAAAAUAAGGACACGGAAGUCAUUGAACGUGAUUUAUUUAGGACAUUUCCAGACAAUUUGCAUUUCAACUCAACAUUAUCAGAGGAUUUGAGUCGGCCACAGAGCGAGGAUCUGAAGAGUAAAAAAGAGACGCAUAUGAUUCAAUGUUUGCGACGAGUCUUGGUUGCGUUUGCACAGUACCAGCCUCAAAUUGGAUACUGUCAAUCCCUUAAUUUUUUGGCAGGGCUUUUGCUUCUUUUCAUGAGUGAAGAGAGAAGUUUUUGGAUGUUGGUGAUUUUAACAGAAAGAAUAAUCCCUAAAGUUCAUGCAGCUAACCUUGAAGGUGUACAUACCGACCAAGGUGUGCUAAUGCUUUGCAUCAAGGAAUACAUGCCCGACUUGUGGAAGAUCUUGGGAACAAAUUUUGAAGGAGAAACACUACGGGAAGACCAGAUUCUUAUAAGGCUUCCACCAGUCACAUUGGUGACCUCUUCUUGGUUCAUGUCUCUAUUUGUUGGUAACUUACCAAUAGAAACAACAUUACGAGUGUGGGAUAUCUUAUGGUAUGAGGGUUCGAAAACCAUCUUUCGAAUCUCAUUAACUAUAUGCAAAUUGUGCGUCGAGUCACCCGAUUUUCAAAGUCAUAAAGUACAAAACGGCGGUGAAAGCGACCAGAUUGAAUUGUUUCAACUUAUGCAAAGUUAUCCCAAACAAUUGCUCGACCCAAACUUGGUAAUUGACCACUGCUUUAAGAAAAUUGGUGGCUACGGUUUUGGAUCGUUGUCGCAGGACGAAAUAGAUAAAUGUCGACGCUUUGUUUCCAAGCAAUGUGAAAAAAUGCAUCUCAACGAUAGAAGGCGCGACUUGACGGAUAUUAGCUUACAAGAAAGACAAGACUUGAUCAACUCGUCACAUAGUAGCUUAAGUGAGGACGGGAUUCAUGAUGUCUAUGGAUUUCACCGACCAAUAAUGAGUGGCAUGGUUUGGAACAGGAGUAUUAGCAACAAAGUUAAAAAACGGUUUGUUAGCAAAAAAAAGCAAAACUAG